This is a messenger RNA of Adineta steineri, 1899 nucleotides long. Lineage: Eukaryota; Metazoa; Rotifera; Eurotatoria; Adinetida; Adinetidae. The record is from the annotation of a GenBank genome assembly.
AUGAAGUCACAACAUCGAACAGUUAUUGCAUCCAAUAUCACGUCUAUUAUUUUCGAUCAACUUUAUAUCGAUUAUGCAGAUACUCUAUCGUGCCCAUGUUCGCAAGUUACUGUACCUUAUGGUGAUUUUGUUAAUCACACAAUAACAUUUCAUUCUGUUUGUGAGAGUAUUUUUGUCAGUGAACAAUGGAUCCAUGCAUUGUACUCGGAAAAUGCAAGUAGAUAUGGAGUACAAGAUUUUCGAACGACAGCUGCUUCUCAGUUUCGACUUAUGGCUAGUCUCUGUUCAUUGUCUCAAGAUGCGAUCUUUCAAAAUCAAAUUGAUUUUGAUAAUGAUAGUUUUAUCAACAGUUAUCUUCUUCGUGAAAUUGAAGUUCAAUAUAGAGUGAAUGUUACCAUUCAAUUUUUCAGGAGCAGUGCAUCUACUCAAAUGAUGUCAUUUCUGGAAUACAUUACAGCUACAAAUCGGGCUAACUACGUAGUUUCGGCUCUCAAUUCAAAUUUCCUUUUGAUAAUUGGUACAUAUAAGAAUCCGCCCGAUCUUCUAAGUACAGAAGUGCCAUAUAAUGAGCAUAAGAAAAGUAUUAAUGAGUAUUGGGACGCAGACUCAAUGGGCUGUAGUAAUACAAAUCCAACAACUGCAUCUGGCAUUUUCUCAUUGUUACAGGUAGAAAGAUAUUAUUUACACUUAGAAUGGUAUGAACCUAAACCAAAUUCAAUACUGAUCAAUGGAUUCUUUGCGGGAUGUGUUCCUCUUGAUGCUCUUCUUCGAAGUACACUCGAUUGUUUAUAUAGUACUGAAUGUCUUCGAUUACUGGUGGACAAAUUUCCAGCUAUUACUAAAAUGAAUAUUAACUGGACCAAUUCAGUUCUGCCUUUAGAACAAAAUGAUACAUCUGUAAAUGACCAUUUACAUAAUCUAUUUAUCAAAGAAUGGUCUGCGAAAAUAAAUCAUGAAAAUUAUUUUAAUAAAUGUGCUCCUGCAUUCUGUACAUACAUUGGCGACGAACAAAUUAAUUUUUCUUAUGCAGCUACUCGAUUCAUUAGUCUUUAUGGUGGUCUUAUUAUCAUCCUUCGGCUAAUUGCACCAUUCUUAAUUAAUGUUGGUUUCACACUAAAAUCUUAUUCCACAAACGGGAAUAACUAUCAAGUUCCUUCUGUGAUGGCACGUGUACGUAAAUUUGGUCGAUUUACGAAACGUUUAAAUUUGUUCAAGGAUGCUAAUCAACGAACAGAACACACUAGGAGACAACAAAAAAUUACUACACAUGUCUACUUAGCCUCAUUAACUGGUUCGUUUCUGAUUCUUAUUAUUUACUCAUCAUGGAGUAUUGAAAUGAUAACAAGAACUGAACCAUACCCGCCAUUAUCUACUUAUAAUGACUUACAAAUUAUAUAUUCUGAAACAUUGAAAUGUCCAUGUUCUAAUAACAUAAUACCUUACGAGAAAUUUGUUUCAUUGUCUGCAGUUCUACAUCAAAUAUGCUUAAGUGAUCUUGUUACAAAUCAAUGGAUUUCAUUAUUGAAACAAGUCAAAACUUCAUUAAAAUCUCCAGAUUGGCGGAAUAUAGCUUCUUCACAGUUUCAAUUAUUAGCUGAUUACUGUAAGUUGACUAAUACAACGAUCAACGACACUGUUUAUCGUUUUCUUUUACAACCUUUCGUUGCUUCAAACAUAUUGACUGAAUCUGAAUUUAAUAAACAAUUGAAUGCAACUCUAGAGCAUUUUUUUCGAUCGACAAUUGAUUAUUUUGAUAUUUUUCUCAAAACAGAACAAAUUCUUACUAAAGUCGAUCAACCUUUUUUUGGACCAAUUACAAGUGAUGAGCCAUUGGUUGAAAACCAUAAUCCAGUCUUAAUACAAACACAAAAUGGAACGACAAAUGUGAGUAUACUAUAG